CCUUUUCGGCUUCUCUCGCCUGUCUUUCCCUCGCCGUCUCCUCCGCUCGCUUCGCUCCUUCGGCGGCCUCCCUGGAACCAGCCGCCAUGGCCGACAUGAAGACGGGCAUCUUCGCCAAAAACGUCCAAAAGAGGCUGAACAGGGCACAGGAAAAGGUACUUCAGAAAUUAGGUAAAGCUGAUGAAACAAAGGAUGAACAAUUUGAAGAGUAUGUUCAAAAUUUCAAACGGCAAGAGGCAGAAGGUUCCAGGCUCCAAAAAGAACUCAGAGGAUAUUUAGCUGCAAUCAAAGGCAUGCAGGAUGCGUCAAAGAAGCUUACAGAGUCUCUACAUGAGGUAUAUGAGCCUGAGUGGUAUGGCCGAGAAGAUGUAAAAAUGGUUGGAGAGAAAUGUGAUGUGCUUUGGGAAGAUUUCCAUCAAAAGUUGGUAGAUGGAUCAUUAUUGACCUUGGAUACAUAUCUGGGACAGUUUCCUGAUAUAAAGAAUCGUAUUGCAAAGCGGAGCAGGAAACUGGUGGACUAUGACAGUGCAAGGCAUCACUUGGAAGCUUUGCAGAGUUCAAAAAGAAAAGACGAAGGCAGAAUUACCAAGGCCGAAGAAGAGUUUCAGAAAGCACAGAAAGUAUUUGAAGAUUUUAAUACUGAUUUGCAGGAAGAGCUGCCAUCUUUAUGGUCAAGGCGAGUUGGCUUUUAUGUGACCACAUUCAAAAAUAUUUCUAGCCUUGAAGCCAAAUUUCACAAAGAAAUCACUUUGCUAUGCCACAAACUUUAUGAGGUGAUGACAAAACUUGGAGAGCAGCACGCUGACAAGGCCUUCACCAUUCUUGGAGCCCCUAGUGACUCCGGUCCACUCCGCAUUGCAAAAACUCCAUCUCCACCUGACGAGGAAUCACCUCCACUGAGUCCAGAAGCGAGUCCGAAUCAUACACUGGCAGCACCAGCCUCUCCAGCACCAGCACGGCCUAAAUCCCCCUCACAGCUGAGGAAAGGGCCUCCUGUCCCACCGCUUCCAAAACUCACACCAACGAAAGACCUGCAGCAGGAGAAUAUUAUUAGCUUGUUUGAUGACAACUUUGUUCCAGAAAUAAAUGUGACAACUCCUUCACAGAAUGAAAUUCUCGAAACUAAAAAAGAAGAGUCUUUGUUAGAUUUGGACUUUGAUCCUUUUCGACCUGAUGCUGCACCGACUGUGGCAGCCCCUUCACCAAUGUCUCAGACGCUACCAUGGGAUUUAUGGACGACAAGCAAUGAACUGGUGCAGCCGGCACCCGGCAGUGCUUUCAAUGGAUUCACACAGGAUACUUCCUUAUUCUCAAUGCAAUCAAGUCAGAAUGUGGGGGAUAAUAUGGUUGAUACAGAAGAGGCGCCAUCUUUAGAGGUCCAAGCAGAGGACGCCCCGAGGGCAGCUGAAACGGCUGACACUACUGUUGAGCCAGAAGUGCAGCCUGAGGAGGCUGCUGGUGAGCCAGCAGCUGACACUGUGGAUGCUGUAGAAUCAGGAGAUAAGGAGACACCAGGACAUGAUGAGAAAGAAUGUGAGUUACAGAUGGAUUCUGUGAUUGAAGAUGUUGGUGAAACAGAGGUCGUUGAUAUCACUCCUGCAAAAGAAGGUGACGAAGUUGUUGGUAUUGCUGCAACUGGUGUUCAGGAUAGUGACAUACCUCCCAUUGAAGAAAAAGCAGGCGAAUCUCAGGAAAAUCUCAGCAACAUUCCUUCAGUAGUCAUAGAGCCUGCAUCCAACAAUGAAGGAGAUGGAGAAGAUCAUGAGGUUUUAGUGAAUGAAUCUAAAGAUACUGUGGAAGACCCUGGCACUCAGGGCACUGAAGGCAUAGCUAGCGAAACAUCAGAAGCUGUGAAGGAGCCAAAAAGCAACAAAGAUGUCCAGCCUGCAUCUUCUGAGGAACAGCCUGCAUCAACAGAUGAUGGCAUGCCACCUGGCUUCCUGUAUAAGGUUGAAGUUCUUCAUGAUUUUGAGGCAGCCAAUAGCGAUGAGCUGAAUUUGCAGAGGGGAGAAAGUGUAUUAGUAAUCCCAUCUGCAGCUGCUGAUCAAGAAGCCGGCUGGAUAACAGGCAUUAGGGAAUCUGACUGGCUUCAAUACAGAGAUCUAACUUCGUAUAAAGGACUGUUCCCCGAGAACUUCAUCCGACGCUUGGAGUAGUUCUCAGUUCAAGAGGUAUAAAAUGUGUUGUAGGAAGCUCGGUCCUGACAUUCUGCACCUCUUUAAUGUGCAGGAGUCCACCUUUAGAGUCAAGCCAUCAUGGUUUAGACUGAUGCCAGACAAAAACAUGGGUGACACAUAUCAAAUGAGCAUGAUUGCAAGAAAUUAAAAGCUAGCAUAUUCUGAAGCAGUAUGCGGGGGGAAAUGUCCUUUUUUGUUCACAUGUAUGUGACAACAGAUUUGUUUGUAUUUGGUCAAAGCUAUGGUGAUCCUGUAACCUGAUCCUUUCCUGUGCAAAUCUGAGUAGCCUCCGCAAUACCAGAACCUUAACUUGUCUGCACUAAAUGUCUUGUAUUGAGUUGUUGCACUGCAGAAUACUUGAUUUAAUAAUCCUGUAGAACUAAGGUCAAACUAUUCUAAUUUCAAUGUCUUAUAAAAAACUUUCUGCAAUGUUUUUCAGUGUUCUUUUCAAGCAUACAUAUCUAUAUAUAUAUACACACAUAUACAUACACAGAAACAAAUGCACAUGUACUGUGUGUAUAUAUGUGGCAAAAGGGUCAUAUGUGGGCCAACUAGCUGCAUAUGUGCUGCAGACAGCAGGCAUAGCAAGAGUUCUGGUAAAGCUGGAAAAAAAAUUGGAUGGUUCACAAGCCUGAUCACAGCACAGUCAGGCCUGUAGUUCAUUACUCAGCUUAAUACACUGGAGAGCGGAUCACAUCUAGGGAUGAGAUUUUGGCCUUGGUUUGUGGCACAUUUGCCAAAAGGUUACUCACCCCUGAUUAUCUGCAUUAGUAUACAUAUCUUACCCAUUCAUUGUAGCUCCUUGAUGUAGUAUUGUUCAUAUUGGCAUUUGCUCUUAUUGUCUGACAUUAAAGAAUUCUGUUCCAAGUGGAAAUUUGCUGCUCCAUUGCCAAACCAUUAGUAACAUCUGCGUUUGUAAUGCAAAAAUAUCAUUUCAAGACAAAGAAGUUAUCAAAAUUACACUCAAAGCUGCUACACCAGGGAAGGCAUGGCUCAGUCGCCUCUAUAUUACCAACUGCUACAGCUAGGGAUGAGAUAAUUCUGAUAAAGGGUGUUACAGUACUAAUUUUAUCUUAUUUAUGAACUUAAAUGGAGGGAUACGCAAAAUUCUAUUCUAAAGAUAAAUGAACACUAUAUUUUCACUAUAUGUACUUAUGCAGCACACCUUCAACAAUCCCUUGAAAGUGAAUACAAUAUAUCCUAUAUCAAGAAAUCAUCUGUAACUAUUGUUUUUCAGUGUUGUGUCAUUGCAAAUAAAUCUUUGAUCGGC
Messenger RNA from Anolis carolinensis (green anole), 3447 nucleotides. RefSeq names its product amphiphysin (gene amph). The coding region runs from base 87 to 2156 and encodes 689 amino acids. Gene Ontology annotation, molecular function: protein binding; phospholipid binding. NCBI's taxonomy places the organism in Eukaryota, Metazoa, Chordata, Lepidosauria, Squamata, Anolidae. Gene Ontology annotation, cellular component: cytoplasm; synaptic vesicle; plasma membrane. The record is from RefSeq and is a predicted model, not a curated record. The transcript has 22 exons. Gene Ontology annotation, biological process: synaptic vesicle endocytosis.